AUUGUUCGCAAAUUGUUCGACAUUUGACCCUCGCGGUAUUGUUCUGGGCAUUUUGUAUAAAAGGACAGUCGAAGAUGUUGAUGAUACUGUUCUUCCUCUUCGUUUGCCCUGGUGGCCUGCUUUUUACGACAAUAUUCUAAUGACGCUCUUCAAAUUCUUCACAAUUAUUGCUACGUUAUGCAGUGCAGGGCAAUAUGCAGCAGGUCAUGCAGCUUUAUUUCAUCCGAGCAUGUACGGCUUUAAUGUGACAGGCGAUACAUUCCCUUAUGAUAACCGACCCGUCGCUCCUCUAAUGGACAUGACCUUUGACCAGUGGUGGUUCCAUGGUCACCUCGAUUAUCCCCCCAAUGAUGGAGAUAUCUUCGACCUCCCAGCAGGCCAAACUGCAACAGCUGAGAUAGCCUGUAACAAGGGCGCCACGAGCUACUUCGCUUCAUCCGAUGGAGGUGACAUUCGGGAACCAGACAACCCGAACAACGUAUGUCCGGGAGCCGGCAUGGAGGAGUACCAUACGACAGGUAUCGACGAUCUCACGGGAUGCGCACUUGCCAUCGCAUACAAGAGUGACGCUCGAUCUGUUGUACCGGAGGACUUCACAGUUUUCAGUGUGAACCAAACCUGUGUGUGGACCCGGUUCACAGAUUUCCAGGUGCCGGCCCGCAUGCCGCCUUGUCCCGACGGUGGAUGUACCUGUGCUUUCUUUUGGAUUCAUUCGCCCGACAGUGGAGGCGAGCAGAAUUAUAUGAACGGCUUCAAGUGCAACAUCACGGAAUCGACAUCAACGGUCGCCCUUGCCAAGUCACAGGUCCCUAGGCGAUGUGGUUCGGAUCCCGUCAACAACAAGCAAUUUGCUUUCCCUGCGAAUUGUACUCAUGGGGCCAAACAACCUUUCUACUGGUUCAAUCAGGAGCAAAAUAAUAUGUUCGAGGGCACCUAUUCACCACCCAUUUACACCGAUCUGUAUAACUUUUUGGAUGGUUCCCAGGACGAUAUCUUUGAAGACUCUUAUGAUUCCCUUCCGACGCCCUCACCGACCGCACAGAUGCCGGUCCUCAAAGUUGCUGACAAUUCAGGUUCUGCGUCUAAACGCUCCUGGCGACACAAAAGGUCACGGCCUCGGCGGCUUGUGAACAAUGAAUAUUAUUGACCUUCAUGCCACCUGUAUUUAUGUUUAAUGUAAUAUCAAUUUCUCGCUGAAAAUCGAGCUUCAGUGCCAUAGCACAAUUGACUUGACUUUCGCACUCCUCUUCGAAGCACGGAUCUCAG
This is a messenger RNA of Desarmillaria tabescens, 1266 nucleotides long. RefSeq lists its product as uncharacterized. NCBI's taxonomy places the organism in Eukaryota, Fungi, Basidiomycota, Agaricomycetes, Agaricales, Physalacriaceae. The record is from RefSeq and is a predicted model, not a curated record. The transcript is spliced from 7 exons. The coding region runs from base 140 to 1147 and encodes 335 amino acids.